ACGCGCCCUCGGCCGGUCCCUGCGGGCUUCCUGGAAGCUUCGGGCGGCUUUUACAGCGCAGCGAUGCCUGGCGCCGUGUAGCCGCGUAUGUGCUCGUCUAGCCGCGGCAGGCGUGGGCACCCAUGGAUCUGGCAGAGGACUGCAGUGAUGGCUACUUCAUCAUCACUAGGGGGAAGGCACGCAACAGCCUGCGUGGCAUCCAGAAGGGCAGUGUGGGGCGCGUGCAGGCCCGCCCAGGGGGGGAGCUGUCUGUGUGGCUCCUUGGGGCCUCCUCGCACGCCUUCCCCAGGGGCGAGGUGCUGGUGCGGCGGGAUGACGGCCUCUUCCUGUCCCGCCACCAGGCUCAGCUGCUGCUCUUUGUGACCCCGGCCGCUCGCCGGCUGGAGCUGGUGGCCAAUCCGCAGCUCUUCCUGGCCAUCUGCAGCCUGGCCUGCAACGACCCGGUGCUGGUGAAGCACGCCAAGGCCCACUGGCCGGGCCUGCUGAGGAAGGUGGUCCAGAUCCAGAACAAGAGCAGCCUGGAGGAUUUCCCCAUGCUGGGCUUUGAGGUGGAACUGCUGGACUCGGACCAGCACUGUCCCGGCCGGAAGUCCGGCCCGCUGCCUUUGUUCAGUGCCGGUGACAUCGUUCAGGCCGGCUCGAGCUGCCCGGCUAAUGCGCACUGGGCCUGGCCCAACAAGCCCUCAGAAGGGCUGGACCUGAAGAUCACCUCCUGGUUUGGCUCGCUCCUCAGUUUAGGACCUCCUGAGGGGGGCGGGGAUGGCCUUGGACCCCCCGAGGAGCCCCUGCUGGAGGUGGGCUCUAUGGUGGAGCUGGUGACCGACAAAGGGGCCCCGGCAUAUGGGCUGCUGCGGUGGAUGGGCACCCUUAAGGGGAAGAAGAAGACCUGGGCAGGCGUGGAGCUGGACCGCGAGACCACCAACGGCACGGAUGGGACGUUCGGAUCUCGCCGCUACUUCACAUGCCAGAAGAAGCGUGCCGUGUUCGUGCCCCUGGGCUUCUGCCGACCGGACGCCCGCUUCCUGCCGAUGCCGGCUCCUCCCCCUCAGCACGGCAAACCAGAGGAGUUGCACCUAGGCAUCGACACAGAUGUUCCUCCCGUCCCAGAGGCAGAGGCUUUGCAGCUGCUAGAGGGCAGGAUGAAAGGGAUCCAGGGCCACUACAACUCCUGCUAUCUGGACGCUGCCCUCUUCAGCUUGUUCAGCUCCUCCGCGGCCCUGGAUGGGGCGUGUCAGGAGGCCGCCAGCACGGGCAGGGAGGCUCCCCGCAUCCUCAAGCGGGACAUCAUCAACAAGCUGCGCAGCCAGGGGUUUGUUCCAGCUGAGAGCGUGAUGAACUUCCGGAAGCAGCUGGGCUGUGACUCUUUCCUGACGGAGGAGAAAGACCCUGAGGAGUUCGUCAGCGUCCUCCUUGAGCGAGUGCUUGGCAUGAAGCCGUUGCUCAGGAUCAGGUCAGAGAAUGGUAUGACCCAAGAUGCCUACACCUUCCAGAUCAUCCUGGAUAAGGACCAAGUGGGAACAGCUCCCACAGUGCAGGAGCUGUUGGAUACCUCCUUCGUGUCGUGUGGCCUCCAGCUUGAGGAGACCCCUUUGUGCUUCAUGGUCCAGAUGCCGAGGUUUGGGAAGACGUAUAAAAUGUUCUCCCAAAUCAUUCCCUCCACUGAGCUGGAUGUCACUGACCUCCUACACAACUCCCCCCGGGAAUGCUUUGUGUGCGGCCGCCUGGCACAGCUGGAGUGUGCCACCUGCCUGAGAGACAGGAAGCUGCAGCCCGGCAGGAUCAAGCAGUACUGUUGCCUGUGCAGUGCCCAGGUCCAUGCUCACCCACUGCGGCAGGACCAUACUCUCCGCGCGCUGACUGUGCCGGCAGAAGUGCCCGAGGGCGCCCCCUUGCCGCGGCACCGGCUGCAGCUAUACGCCGUGCUGUGCAUCCGGACCAGCCACUACGUGGCCUUCGUGAAGCACGGGCCGGGACCCCACUCCUGGCUCUUCUUCGACAGCAUGGCCGACCGCUGUGGUGAUGACAGCAGAGGUUUCAAUGUCCCCGAGGUGAGGGGCUGCCCGGAGGUGGGGGACUUCCUGACUCAGCCCGAGGAGACACAGGCGAGGGCAGACCUGGAGCUGGUCAGUGAGCACGUCAGCAGGCUGCUGUGUGACUCCUACAUGUGCUUGUAUGAGCGGGCGCCCGUGUGACUGUCCUGACGGCACCACCCCGCACCCUCACAUGCCUGCCAGGGCCCCAGCGUGUCCCGCAUGGCUCACGCGUGUGCUAACGGGCCGUGCUCCAGCCAGUCAACGCGGGAUUGACGUGCUGGGACCUUCCAACACAUCGCUAUGACACUUUUUAGUUUCUAUAAUUUCUAUUAGUCUCUAUAGUUUUGUUUAAUCCUUAGAUUUCCGGAUCGAUAUUGAAAAUAUCACAAAAAUGUUGAUUUUGCUUUAUAAACCGUUACUGUGGCCUGUGACAUAUAUUGAAAUAUUUAUACAGAAUGACAAUGGACGCUUUAUAUUUUUAUAUGUGAGUGUUAUUAUUCAGCUGUUGUUUUCUCUUUUUGGAUGCAUGAUUAAGCAGAAUGAUUUAUGUUCGGGGGAAUUUGCGUUGGAUUCGAAUAAUUUUAUUUCAGAGUAAUACAGGUCUAGGUGACUGUCGCACGUUUUGUAUUUUGUUUAUAGAGCAAAUGCAUCUAUCCAAAGCGACUCAUGUUGUUGAGAACGCAGGGGCAGCCAGUCCCUGGAGUAAUUGGGAUUAAGGGCUUUGUUCAGGGGCCCUUCGGUGACAUCACUCCACUGACCGUGGUAUUUGAACCAGCAACCUUCAGUAACGUAGGCACAGGUCUAAACGCACUAAGCCAUACAGCGCCGCCCACUUGCCGUUAUCUCGCUGUUUAUACAAUCACAUUUUGGGACGGCAGGUCCGUAGCUCUGGUCUGUUUUCUCUUGUUUAGGAAAAGCUGAAAAUGGCUGUCCUGCUCUCAUUUUUAUAGUCAGAUCACCUGGAAGCAUUCAGUAUUGAUAAUUUUUUCCCACAUCACCACCUGUUUUUAUUAACAAACAACUUAGAUCUCUUCCACUAGAGGGCACUGUGCGCAUCUAAAUUGUUAAUGUACAUCAUGCUGUUUACUCAGCCUGUGAUUUAGGGUUGAAGAAUUUUGUCUGUAAACAGACAUUUUUUCUGAAAGACAUGAAAUAGAUCUGUUGGCAUGUAACCUUGCUUUAGAGUCCACUUGUCACCUUUGCAUAGUUUAUGCUAGGCUUGCUUAAGCUGUAUGUUCUACCAUUGUCCUCACCAUCUAGGUUUUUGAUCUAUGUGGUUUUUGCUAACAUGAUUUAUGAUCUUUUAGGGGAUUUAAGACAUGAGCCUUUUUUUUUUACUGAUAGCCUUAGAGAUCCACUUGAUCCAGCUGUAGCCUGAUCCCUGGACUUUACUUCCUCUUUAUUCCUGUGGUGAGCAGUGGGGCUGAUCGGUGGCUUUCACACGCGUCUCCCUGGAAGAUGUCUGGUGUUCUGGUAGAUGGAGGCAAUGACAGCUGCUGAUUGCCUUCUCAUGUAUCUACUUUGUCAGCCAAAACGUGGACUGACUGUGGGUCCUCAAGGACCAGAUUCGGAAACGCUUUUAAGGAAUGCAGUAGAUUUAAUGCUUGGCCUGUAAUGACCCAAAGGUUUUUGUGCACACGGCCCCUUUGGUGUGUUCAUACCUGGACAUCGUGGUCAGCGACGCACAUAUUUCAGGGAGGACCUGUUCAGCUACUUGUGGCUAUGACAAGAAAGCUAAAUAUUUGCAGGGAAGAUGUGCUCAUUGCUAUAGGAGAACAAGUGUAAUUUGCUCUGGAUGAAAGUAUUAGGUAAAAUUACAAGUAUGUACAUGUGGCAGAGUCCUUCCACUGGUGUAGUACAUGUUCAGAAACACAGAUUCCUUCAGCAUUGUCCAGCUCAUACAGAUCACGCUUGCUACUUUGCCUGUGACUCACUGGUAAAGUGUCAGACUCCUUACUGAGUCUCUGCUCUGUAUCCAUUCUGAUGUUUUUCUUUGUUCUCUCUCUAAAAUACAAGAAACAUCACAUGCUAUUGAUCUUCUAUGCUAUACACACAAACCACCUCAGUUUUACCGAUUUUAUAUGCAUAAAAAAAUAAAGACUUUCCUUCCUUAUUGAA
Molecule: messenger RNA, 4151 nt
Organism: Paramormyrops kingsleyae
Lineage: Eukaryota; Metazoa; Chordata; Actinopteri; Osteoglossiformes; Mormyridae
Gene: cyld2
Product: cylindromatosis (turban tumor syndrome) 2
Molecular function (GO): cysteine-type deubiquitinase activity
Source: RefSeq, a predicted model, not a curated record